Messenger RNA from Linnemannia hyalina, 1635 nucleotides. NCBI's taxonomy places the organism in Eukaryota, Fungi, Mortierellomycota, Mortierellomycetes, Mortierellales, Mortierellaceae. The record is from the annotation of a GenBank genome assembly.
AUGGCCCUUCGCAUCCCCCAAGGAACGCAAAUGCUCAAGGACGGCUACAAGCACCUCCAAGGUGUCGAUGAAGCCGUCCUUCGCAACAUCACAGCCGUUCACGAUCUGUCCGAGAUUACGCGUACCUCUUUUGGCCCCAAUGGUCGCAACAAGAUCAUUAUCAACCAUAUGGAGAAGCUGUUUGUCACCAACGAUGCCGCCACCAUUAUCCGCGAGCUCGAGGUUGUUCACCCCGCAGCCAAGCUCUUGGUCAUGGCCUCUCAGCAGCAGGAAGCCGAGAUGGGCGAUGCUUCCAACUUGGUCAGCAUUAUUGCCGGAGAGCUUUUGCAGAAGGCCGAGCACUUGCUCCGCAUGGGUCUCCACCCCAGUGAUAUUGUUCAGGGAUACGAGGUCGCAUCUGCCAAGGCAUUGGAGAUUCUCGAGGAGCUCUCUGUUGAGCAGAUCAAGAAUGUCCAGACCAAGGAGGAUCUGUUCAAGGCUGUUCGCUCGUCAAUUGCCGCCAAGCAGUACGGAAACGAGGAUUUGUUGACCGAUCUUGUCUGCGAGGCUGCCAUCGCCGUCAUGCCCAAGGAUGCCUCCAACUUCAACGUCGAUAACGUCCGUGUUGUCAAGAUCAUGGGAAGCAGUCUUUACGAGAGCCGUGUCAUCAAGGGAAUGGUCUUUGGUCGCUCCCCCGAGGGUGUUGUCACCAACGCCAAGAAGGCCAAGGUCGCCGUUUUCACCUGCCCCUUGGAUGUUGCUCAGACCGAGACAAAGGGAACUGUUUUGAUUCACAACGCCAACGAGAUGCUCGACUUUACCAAGGGCGAGGAGAAGCACAUGGAGCAGAUGUUGAAGGGAAUUGCUGAUGCUGGUGUCAAGGUCGUUGUCACUGGUAACAACGUUGGCGAGCUCGCUCUUCACUACUUGAACAGAUUCGGCAUCUUGGUCGUCAAGGUCUUGUCCAAGUUCGAUUUGAGGAGAUUGUGCCGUGUCACCGGUGCCACUGCUUUGGCCCGUGUCGGUGCCCCCAUGGCCGAGGAGAUGGGAUUCUGCGAUAUUGUCGAGAGCGUCGAGAUUGGAGGUGACCGCGUCACCGUUUUCAGACAAGAGGAGGAAAUUACCAAGACUGCCACCAUUGUUGUUCGUGGUGCCACUUUGAACCACUUGGAUGAUGUUGAGCGUGCCUUGGAUGACGGUAUCAACGUCAUCAAGGCCCUUGUCAAAGAUCCCCGCCUCGUCCCUGGAGCCGGAGCAUGUGAAAUGGAGUUGCUCAAGCGUCUCUUGGCUGUCGGCGAGAAAACUCCCGGUCUUAACCAGCACUCGAUCAAGAAGUUUGCAGAGGCUUUCGAGGUCAUCCCCCGCACUUUGGCUGAAAACGCAGGAAUGGACGCUACCGAGGUUCUUUCAAAGUUGUAUGCCUCUCACCACGCCGAUGACAGUGGAGUGAUGGGAGUUGAUAUUGAGAGCGAGAACAACGGACUCUUGGACGCACACAAUGCCGGUAUCUACGAUGUCUUGUCUGCCAAGUCGCACGCCAUCCGCCUCGCAACAGAGACCGCCAUGACUGUCCUCCGCGUCGAUCAGUUGAUCAUGUCGAAGGCAGCUGGAGGACCUGUUGCACCUAAGCAGAAGCAGCACUGGGAUGAGGAUUAA